AUGCUCAAUCUUGGUUACAUACAAUCUCAAUCUGAUCAUUCUUUAUUCAUUAGAGCUACUGCUUCUUCUUUCAUUGCUAUUUUGGUGUAUGUAGAUGAUAUUAUUAUUGCAUCUAACAACCCGCAUGAAGUACAGGCUCUUACAUAUCUACUGCAUAAUCAAUUUAAGCUCAAAAACCUUGGUGAUCUCAAAUACUUCCUUGGUCUUGAGGUGGCCCGAAGCUCCAAGGGUAUUUCUCUGUGUCAAAGACAAUAUGCUUUUGAAAUUUUGAAGGACUCAGGCAAUUUAGGCAGCAAGCCUCGCACUACUCCCAUGGAUGUUGGCCUCAAGCUCUCUUCUACUACUUGUGCUCCUCUUCCUGAUCCUUCUGUCUACAGAAGACUCAUUGGACGCUUGCUGUACCUCACCAUUACUCGGCCAGACCUCUCCUAUGCUGUCAAUUUUCUUAGUCAGUUCAUGUCAUCCCCUCGUGAGCCUCAUCUACAAGCUGCACAUCGACUACUUGGUUAUGUCAAGAACACAAUUGGUCAGGGCUUAUUCUACUCUUCUACUUUUUCCAUUAAGUUCAAUGCUUUCUGUAAUUCUGAUUGGGCUGCAUGCCCUGAGAGCCGUCGCUCCAUCACUGGUUUUUGCAUUUUCAUUGGUGAUUCAUUGAUUUCCUGGAAGUCUGAAAAGCAACCCACUGUUUCUCGAUCUUCUACUGAGGCCGAGUAUCGUUCUAUGGCUAACGCUACUUGUGAAAUACUAUGGUUAUUUGCCUUGCUGAAGGAUCUUCAUGUUCCCCAUCCUGGCCCUGCCCAUCUGUUUUGUGACAACAUGUCUGCUCUCCACAUAGCUGCCAAUCCAGUGUUCCAUGAGCGCACCAAACACAUCGAGAUUGACUGCCACCUUGUCCGUGAACACAUACUUCGGGGCACCUUGAAGACGUUCACAGUUCCUUCCUCCAAACAGAUUGCAGACCUCCUAACGAAGCCUCUUUUACCUUCUCAGUUCUCUGUUCUUUUGUCCAAGAUGGGAGUUUUAAAUAUACACUCUCCAUCUUGA
Molecule: messenger RNA, 1044 nt
Organism: Gastrolobium bilobum
Lineage: Eukaryota; Viridiplantae; Streptophyta; Magnoliopsida; Fabales; Fabaceae
Exons: 1
Coding region: 1-1044 (347 amino acids)
Source: RefSeq, a predicted model, not a curated record